AUGCAAUACUUCCUCGUUCUGCUUUUUUGCAAUUUUGAUUUGGGGUCCAGUGGCCGUCUUUACGAUGUUCCCAUAACGUUAGAUUCAGAUCUGCGAUUGGUGGCACCAAGUGCACAGGCUAGAAGUAAACAAAACUUGCCAAGUCAUGUAUUAGCUCUAUUGGAGGAUGAUUGGGCAAAGAGUUUCUACGAGCCAGCAUGUUCAGAUGAUAAUAUAAAAAUAGUUCCAGUGUAUUACUGGCCGGGGGAUAAGAUAGAUCUGGCAUGUGCCAUGUGCGAUAUCGCUUUUGUGUUGAACGGUAAAGUUAAGAACUGGGGAUGGGCUAGGGAUAUCCCAGCUUUCUUGGAGAAUCCUCAGAAAAUUGUUGUUUCCGAUAGUUCAAAAUGGUCAAUUGUGGGUAAUUAUCAGUACCAGGAAAGUCAAGAGUAUCAUCAGGAUGCAGAACCACCUUUGAACUAUUUUCCAUUCUAUCGAGGUGCUCCCAAAAGGAGCGAGAGAAAGGCCUUUGACAACGUUUUUUACCAGCAUGAAGGAAUUCUAUCAAUCAUCUUUAGUUCGGCUUCCUCACAAGGAGUUUACUUCUGUUUUGAUUCUGAUUCCAUCGGCUCAGUUAGCUAUUUCUAUGUGCUGAUGGCUAUGACACCGCCUGUUCACAUAAGCGAAAGUGAAGCGUUCACUGAUGGAUGUGUGGAGAAAAAUCUUUUCUUCCCUCAUCAUAAUUGGCAAUUCCACUUCUUUCCUGGCGCAAGAGUAAAUGCACCCAAGAAAUGUCCAGCUUCUUCGGAUUCGUUUUCCGCCUGCUCGUCUGAGUAUCAAACAUUGUACACAAUCAGUAAAGAUCCCGAUUCUGCGAAAGAAUGUUCAAUUGACCACUGCAUAGCUGAGUUACGGGAUACGUACGAGUCUACUCCUCUUGAAUUGAAUGUUGCUGUAGAGUUACGUUGGGAUGAGUGGUCAGGGUGUCGACAAGGGAUGCCUUCGGAGAGACGAGAAGGACAUUGCUAUUUAGUCCGAAAAGGGGGCAAGAUAAUUCCAGACGAUGUAACAAGUAGUGUUAGCUGGCUCAGCACAUUGAACGCUAUGUUCGACCUCGAGCCGUUUUCGGCUGACGGGAUCCGAUUGUAUAGCUCCCUAAUCUCCUGGUUAAUCAUAGAAGAGACAGAAACGCGACCACAAUGCUAUUUGACCGCAAAGCAACAGGCAAAAUAUGAUGAUGUUUUCAAAAACAUCAUUUUCAAAGCGAUGGGCUAUUCGCUUGGUGAUAGGAAACUUGAAAAUGCUUUUCAAGUGUGUCUCUCAUCGGGACUCUACACCCAAAAAUCGUCGUCUUUUUUUAUUAGAGGCAAUGUUACUCGACCCUAUGCCAUUGGAUCUUUCAUGACGGAGACUCGACCCUGUGAUUAG
Messenger RNA from Auanema sp. JU1783, 1404 nucleotides. The record is from the annotation of a GenBank genome assembly. Lineage: Eukaryota; Metazoa; Nematoda; Chromadorea; Rhabditida; Rhabditidae.